Messenger RNA from Tuber aestivum (summer truffle), 1344 nucleotides. Lineage: Eukaryota; Fungi; Ascomycota; Pezizomycetes; Pezizales; Tuberaceae. The record is from the annotation of a GenBank genome assembly.
AUGCGAUCCACACAGCUCUUCUUCCUAGCAUGCUUCACAGUCCUCGUGAGCGGGCACAUGUCAAUGACAGAUCCACCGCCCCUCCUCGACCCUAAGAACCCAAACACCAAGAAUGGCGACUACGACUAUACCGCCCCCCUCUCAAAGAGUGGCACCAACUUCCCCUGCAAAGGCCACCACAAAGUAAUGGGCACCCCAGAAGGAGCCUCCGUCGCCUCUUGGGCGGCAGGUUCUCAGCAGUCCUUCACCAUCGGUGGUGGGGCAUCACACAGCGGCGGGAGUUGUCAAGCAGUGCUAUCCGAAGAUGGCGGUAAGAGCUGGAAGGUCAUGGCUUCAUAUGUUGGUGGUUGCCCGGCAUCUGCGCAAGCUUACUCCUUCACUGUUCCCUCUGAAGCAAAAAGCGGAGAAGCCCUAUUCGGUUGGAGUUGGUUCAACAAGGUGGGAAACCGCGAGAUGUACAUGAACUGCGCGGCGGUCACUAUCACGGGCGGGGGUGGAGCCGGGCUUAGCAGCUAUCCGGAUAUGUUUACAGCGAAUAUUGGUAAUGGAUGCUCCACUACUGAGGGGGGCGAUGUUUUGUUCCCAAAUCCCGGAAAGAAUCUUGUCAAUUCAUCCACGAAGACUGCCCCUCCGGCCGGGAGCUGCGCGGGAGGAGGUGGCGGUUCAUCUGGCUCUUCAAAUGGUGAACCUGGUGGUUCCGGUUCUGGUUCCGAUUCCGGUUCUGGUUCUGGUUCUGGUUCUGGUUCUGGUGCCGGUGCUGGUGCUGGUGCUGGAAGUAGCUCAUCAGUCACUAUUCCAACUACCCCGUCCCAGACUUCGAAAUCAAACGGCCCUUCCGGCACAGGCUCUUCCGGUUCUGGUUCUGGUUCCGGUUCCGGUUCUGGUGCUGGUGCUGGUGCUGGUUCCGGAAGUGGCCCAUCGGCCACUACUCCUACCACCCCGUCCAAGACUUCGAAAUCAAAUGGCCCUUCCGGCACACCCUCUUCGGGAUCUGGCUCCCCCGGCUCGGGCGUAGGAUCGGGCGCAGGAUCGGGUGCAGGAUCUUCGAUUAUUUCCUCAUCUGCCCCAUCAGCGUCCCCUAGCUCACUCAAAAAGCAACCUACCACGACUGCCAUCGCAAACCCUUCCUCGCCCUCAGCUGUCAAGCCAACAAUCACCACCUCGGCACAAGCUCCAGUGGUGACCGCUUCAGGCGAAAACGGUGAUGUCAAGCCCACCACAACCGGAGUUGUUUCCAAGAUUCCUAAUCUCACCACUACUGCCGCUCCCAGCUUCACUUCCGCGUCUAAGGGGAAGUGUAGGUGUGAAUGCAACGGGCGGGUAUUCAGUAUUGGGGAAUUUUAA